AUGGAGGCGAGUGGCGACGACGACCCGCUCGAGCUCCGGCGGCUUGCCGUGAGCUACGACUACCUUGUGUUCAAGAUUAAGGACCGCAUGGCGGCGCUAAUCGAGGAAACGGAGCGGGCGGUGGUGCUUAAGGAGCAGGCGGUCGAGGAGGAGUAUCUCGGCCAGAAGUUGGCCAUUGGCGACCGCAUGGAGCAGAUCGACCAGUUGAACAAGCGGUGUGACGAACUAGAAGCGGAAUUCGCUCGAUUGGAACAGUUGUACGUGUUUGUCGACGACUUUAAGGCGAGACUAGCCGCGCUCAAACAAGGGUUCGCCGCAGUGAACACUCGACCGAGCUGA
Diutina rugosa is the source of this 339-nucleotide messenger RNA. RefSeq lists its product as uncharacterized. The record is from RefSeq and is a predicted model, not a curated record. Lineage: Eukaryota; Fungi; Ascomycota; Pichiomycetes; Serinales; Debaryomycetaceae. The transcript has a single exon. The coding region runs from base 1 to 339 and encodes 112 amino acids. Gene Ontology annotation, biological process: endosome organization. Gene Ontology annotation, cellular component: BLOC-1 complex.